Messenger RNA from Panthera uncia (snow leopard), 2034 nucleotides. It is a transcript of the gene LHFPL6, whose product is annotated as LHFPL tetraspan subfamily member 6. The record is from RefSeq and is a predicted model, not a curated record. Lineage: Eukaryota; Metazoa; Chordata; Mammalia; Carnivora; Felidae. The coding region runs from base 274 to 792 and encodes 172 amino acids. The transcript is spliced from 3 exons. Gene Ontology annotation, cellular component: membrane.
GGAGGGAGGACGCUCUUCUGUGCCGUGGAUGUUCCGCCCGCGGAAGACAGCAAGUUGUGCGCGCGCCCCGGCCGCCGCCCGCCCGCCGUGGACCAUCAUCCUUACUACAGAGGAUGGGAAGUUGACGGCCAGUAAGACUGAAGAUUCACUGUGUUGCUAGACGCGUUACAGAACGUGGAUUGCCUGCCAUUCCCUGGUGGUCUCACGCCUUCACUCACUCCUGCAGUCCCAGAGUAGUUGCUUUGGGUCCUCGCUGCCCUAUCUGUUGCAAAGAUGGCAUCCAGCCUGACUUGUACUGGGGUGAUCUGGGCUUUGCUCUCCUUUCUUUGUGCUGCCACCUCCUGUGUGGGGUUCUUUAUGCCUUACUGGCUCUGGGGAUCACAGCUGGGCAAGCCUGUGUCCUUCGGUACUUUCCGGAGAUGCUCCUACCCUGUGCAUGAUGAAAGCCGGCAGAUGAUGGUGAUGGUGGAGGAAUGUGGGCGCUACGCCUCCUUCCAGGGCAUCCCCAGUGCAGAAUGGAGGAUCUGUACCGUCGUGACAGGCCUGGGUUGUGGCCUCCUCCUCUUGGUGGCUCUCACCGCCCUCAUGGGUUGCUGUGUGUCAGAGCUCAUCUCCAGGACAGUGGGAAGAGUGGCUGGAGGAAUUCAGUUUCUGGGAGGUGUAGCUGCAGCACGGAGCGUUAUUAGCCCCCUUCCUAGCAGCGUCGGAGUGAAGACUGCGGACCAAAGCACAGACGUAGGAGUCACGUACCCUGAGUUUGCAGCUCAGCUCUGCGUGCGGUUAUCUACUUGAUGAAACUCCGAUCUCCCCGCUGUCUGUGACUCCGUGCCUUCAUCUACCGAGUGGGGACACCAGUUCUGGCUCUACCCACCUCACAGAAAGGCCAAAGGCGCCUUUAAAAGUAAAAUGCAGCAAAAACCAAAACAAAAUGGAACAGACAAGAAUAUUAAUUGGCCUUGUAGUCGUGUAUGGAUUCUUUACCCACACGUGAGGGUCAUCAGGCCGCGGCUGUUUUAUUUGUUCCUACUGAGGGUUACGUGGAUGCCAGGACUUUUGGGGCAAGUGACCAUUCCUCACCGUGCCAGGAAUGUCCUUGCUGGAACCCUCCCUGCAUUCCGUCUAAGAAGAGGACCUUCUCUGAGAGCAGGGGACUGGAUUGCCAGCGGUUGUGUAUAAACCACGCAUUGGCUCGAACCAAAUCCUCUGGCCUCCUCCACGUGCCCCAGCAAAGUCAAACCCUAACAAUAGAGAGCAUUCGUUGGACUCUUCCUGUGAGGUACUGUGCCCACCUCUUUGUACCACUCUCUCAUUUAAUCUUUGCAACAACUCCAAAAGAUAGAUAUCUUCCCCAUUUUACAGAGAAGGACAACUGAGACCUGAAGACAUGAAAUAGUGGAACGGGAGUUUCUUAACUACUAAGGUUAGCAAGAUGUUGCUUCCAGUCUGGCGUCAUUGACCAGAAAAGUGUCACGUAGACGUGGCAAAAUUUCCAAAGUUUCAUUGUUUGAAACAAAUUUUUCUUCCCCGGUGAUCGCCCGGAACUCUAGAAAGAGCAGAGAUGACAAGUCACUCGUGGCUGAAAUUAGCUUGUGAAGUUUUUGCUCUGAGUGAAAAAGCAGGUAUUCUGAUGUGUGUCAUUUGUGUCUUCUGACCCAUGAACUGGAAGAGAAGAAAUAAUAAUCAAGGAGCCAUUUGGGAAAGCAUCUUAAGAAAACCUAAAAUAUGUUCUCUUCUGAAGGAUGCUUUCAGCAAAGAAAUAGCCUUAUUGUCAUUUGUGAAAAUAGCUUGGAUAGUUCAGAAAUGAUCACAUUUCUAUUUUGUAUUUUAGCGUUAAGAUAGGAUAUGCUUUUCCUUGGCUAAACUUCCGAUGGCGAAGAGUCCAUUUUUUUCAUCUUUAUGCCUCACGGGCUCUUUGUGGACAGAGCUCUUUGUGUGCUAGAACUCGCAGCUGGGUUCUCCCUCCCUGGCGCCCAGGGAAGGAAGAAUCUGUAGGGAUCUCAACAGCCCUUACCUUCGUUGCAGGCGGUGGGGGAG